Messenger RNA from Protopolystoma xenopodis, 645 nucleotides. The record is from the annotation of a GenBank genome assembly. NCBI's taxonomy places the organism in Eukaryota, Metazoa, Platyhelminthes, Monogenea, Polystomatidea, Polystomatidae.
AUGACUACAAAAUUAUUUGAUGUAUGCUGGGUGGAAACCGUCUUUUCGACAAGUCGUCUUGGCUGCAGAAGAUAUGGCUGUUUCUCAGACAACUGCGAGCUCGAGGCCUUGUUCCACUCCGGCCGAGCAACGGUGUUGCCUCGCGAUGGAUACCGGCCUGUUAGGUCACAUCUGCACGUUGUAGUGCAGCGAUCCAGCCGGCCGACACGUCUGCCCGACUCACUCGGCUCUACUUCACUCCGGCCUCCUGUCUCCGGACUCCGGUCUCUGGUUGAGCAGCCACCAGAGCUGCAGCAAGUAGAGGUCUUUACUUCGCUCUGUCUGUCUCUUGACUGGCCCAAACCUGUACCGAUUGUCCUUCAUUAUCUCCUCUCCUGUCCACAACACCUACGCCCCCGCAUUGGCCUUCACUUCUCUCUCUCUCUCUCUCUCUCUCUCUACUUUUACUUCUAUUUCUUUUUCUCUCUUUACCUCUACUUAUACCUUUACCUCUCUCUCUCUCUCUCUUUCUCUACCUCUACUUCUACCUCUCUCUUUCUCACACACUCCAUCGCCUUUAGCAUUUAUCUUUUCAAUCAUAGUCAGUACAGCCAACGCCAUAUGUCAAAUGAAACACCCGCAGCGUUUGUGUGUGUACACGCAUAG